GCCAACCAGAGCUCCCUCCUUGCCAGACUCACGGCUGUCCCCACACCCACACCCGCAGCUCCAGGGCUGUCACUUAUGCGCCCUGCCUGGAGCGAAGACGGGGCCGGGAGUGCCCGGGUGGCUCGUCGGGGAGGAUGCCCGGGCGUCGGCUGUGUGACGGAGCUGCCAGCCGGCCACGGCGAAGGCAGCAGUCGGGAUAAAGCUGCCCAAACUUUCGUCCUUAGCUGCAUUGGAAGAAGCGUCCCUCUCUGAGGCCCAGAGGAGAUCCCCAGGAAGACUGGGGCGCCGGGAGGUGACUGCGCCCCGUGUGCGUAGGAGGCGUCCUCUGGAGUCCCGGAGGUGGCCGAAGAGGCGAGGGCAAUCUCAGGCGUGCGCCCAGGCAAAGGGAAGUCCAGCGGGUGCGGCGCCUUCUUCCUUCCCUUGGCUCUACUGCGACCGUGACCUCCGAGGAGCCCCCCGCACACUUGCUCGGCCAAGGAAGAGGAGCGGUCCGGCUGACCGGGUGUGGGCAGCGACUCGCGGGCAGGCCGGAGGCGCAUGGAGGCGCCGCGGAGGCGGCGCGGCUGGCCAGCGGCGCGGGGGAGCGCGCACGCCGCGCCCCGGCCUCCCCGGGGACCUGGCCGGCCACUGUGUUUGCUUCCUUGGGCUGGGCUAUUUGCGGCUUGCUAUUACCCGGAGCGCGGAGCCCGCUGAGCGUACGCCUGACGCGUGGCGGGACAGGUGUAGCCUGCAGCCUCAGGAGCCGCACUCAGAAGGACUGGGCGGGCUCGGCCGGCCCGGAGUUGGCUUUUGGCUCAAGGAACUCCAGUCCCCGCCACGCAGGCCGAGUGGCCUGGCACUUGGGGCUGCCAGUCGGGUCUAGGGAAGCCGCGGCGGUCCCCCCCCCCCCCGGGCACGGUCUUGAUGCCCGUUGCCCGCGGCGGGCCCCGGGCCGGUUCCAGGACCUAGCCGCGCGCGGUCCGCUCCCGGCGCCUCCUUCAUGCUGCUCGGAGCGUCCUGGUUGUGUGCGUCCAAGGCGGCCGCCGCUGCUGCGCAGAGCGAGGGCGACGAGGACAGCCCAGGCGAGCGGCGGCGGCGGCGGGCAGCGGCCGCGGGCGAGAACAUGGACGAGUCGUCUCUGCUGGACCUGCUGGAAUGCUCCGUGUGCCUGGAGCGCCUGGACACCACGGCCAAGGUGCUGCCGUGCCAGCACACCUUCUGCCGUCGCUGCCUGGAGAGCAUCGUGUGCUCGCGACACGAGCUGCGAUGCCCUGAAUGUCGCAUCCUGGUGGGUUGCGGCGUGGACGAGCUGCCGGCCAACAUCUUGCUGGUGCGCCUCCUGGACGGCAUCCGCCAGCGGCCGCGCGCGGGCGUGAGUCCUGGCAGCAGCCCGCCCGCGCGCCCUGGCUCCAGUCCCAGUGCGGCCCCGGUGCUUGCCGGCGGGGGUGCGGCCGGCAGCGUCCCGGGCUCCCCAGUUUUCCUCCCCGGGGCUGCAGGAAAUGCCACAGCCGGCUUGUGCGAACUGAUGAGCAGCAGGAGCGCGCCCGGGGCCAAGACGCUAUCCCAGCUUACCUACGGCAAAGCCCUCUACAGCUAUGAGGGGAAGGAACCUGGAGACCUCAAGUUCAACAAAGGGGACCUCAUCAUUCUACGGCACAAGGUGGACGAGCACUGGUACCAUGGCGAGUUGCGUGGCGCGCAGGGCUUCCUCCCAGCCAGCUACAUCCAGUGUGUUUGGCCCUCGUCACAGGCCCCACCCCAGGGCAAGGCACUUUACGAUUUUGAGAUGAAGGACAGAGAUCAAGACAAAGACUGUCUGACCUUCACCAAGGAUGAAAUUUUGACCGUGAUCCGAAGAGUGGAUGAUAACUGGGCAGAAGGAAUGCUAGGGGACAAGAUUGGGAUCUUCCCCCUACUCUAUGUGGAGCUCAACGACUCUGCCAAGCAGCUCAUUGAGAUGGACAAGCCAUGCCUGGCCGCUGCAUCGAGCUGCAACACCUCCUUGUCCUCUGAUACCGGUGCUGCGGCCAGCGUGACCCCGGGUCCCACCGUAAGCAGCUCAGGGGCGGUCAGUGCCUUUCAGCGACGUGUGGACAGCAAGAAGAAUACCAAGAAACGUCACUCCUUCACCGCACUCAGCGUCACACACAAGUCCUCGCAGGCUGCCAGCCACAGGCACUCCAUGGAGAUCAGUGCCCCGGUGCUGAUCAGCUCCAGCGACCCCCGAGCCGCAGCCAGGAUCGGCGACCUUGCUCAUCUGUCCUGUGCUGCUCAGGAUUCCUCCUUGGCCGGACCUGCCCCCACAGCCGUCCCGCGAGCUGCCACUGUGGCCGGAGAGCAGGGCAUACCUCCCAAAGUCCAGCUUCCCCUCAACGUGCACCUGGCGCUCUAUGCCUACAAGCCCCAGAAGAACGACGAGCUGGAGCUGCGCAAGGGCGAGAUGUACCGGGUGCUGGAGAAGUGCCAGGAUGGCUGGUUCAAGGGGGCAUCCCUGCGGACCGGGCUCUCUGGGGUGUUCCCCGGCAACUACGUGACGCCCGUCUCGAGGGUUUCUGGAGGAGGGGCUGGGCCUCCCCGGAAUAAUGGGGUCGGAGGGUCUCCACUGGCCAAAGGGAUGACUACAACCAUGCACCCUGGUGGGGGAAGCCUGAGCAGUCCAGCCAUUGCCAGCAGGCCUGCCCUGCCCCUCACCUCGCCACAGACCCAUGCCCAGCAUCAAGCAGCUUCCUUGUCCACCGGCACCUGUCAGCAACACAUGACCCAGCCAACGGUCAGCCAGGCCCGGAAUACCAUCCCAACAGCUGCCCACUCCUCAGCACAAGGUCAAGAGCGACCGACUGCCACCGUGUCACCCCUUCGCACCCCAAACUCUCCUUCCCGCCUGCCUGCCACCAGCCUCAGGCCCCGCUCCAACGUGUCCCCACAGCAUGGCCACCAGCCCCCAGUGCAAGUGUGCUCCCGGCCAACCAUCCCUCUGUCGUCAGCAGCCUCAGCCAUCACACCUCCCAACGUCAGUGCGGCCAACCUAAACGGGGAGGCCGGCAGCGGCCUGUCCACAGGAAGCCCCACCAACACAGCUUGCAAACCAGAUGAAAAGAAAAAUGAAAAGAAAGAGAAGAAGGGCGGACUACUGAAGCUGCUAGCCGGCGCCUCCACCAAGAAGAAGCCACGCUCCCCAACGUCUGUCUCUCCGACCCACGACUCCCAGGUGGCCAUGGACGUCGUCCUCCAGGGUGCGAUGGGCCCUGAAGUGUCCUCGCUGUCCAUCCACGGCAGGGCUGGGUCCUGCCCCAUAGAGAGCGAGAUGCGAGGAGCCAUGGGGCUAGAGCCGCUACACAGGAAGGCUGGAUCCUUGGAUCUCAACUUCUCUUCAUCCCCUUCCCACCAGGCACCUCUUUCCAUGGCUGCCAUCCGCCCCGAGCCCAAGCCAUUGCCCAGUGAGAGAUACCGUGUCGUGGUCUCCUACCCACCACAGAGCGAGGCAGAGAUUGAGCUGAAGGAAGGGGACGUUGUCUUUGUGCACAAGAAGCGAGAAGACGGCUGGUACAAGGGGACCCUGCAGCGCAACGGGCGCACCGGCCUCUUCCCUGGAAGCUUCGUGGAGAGUUUCUGAGCCGUUGAGCCUCUGCACCCCACCGCCCCAAGAGGAGGCCUCUCAGGAGGAGGCUGCAGCAUGGGGAUGGGGGGCCGCUGCCUUGGUCAGAGGGCCCCAGGUGUCCUUUGAGGUACCUGACAGGUGGCACUCUGGACUGGGGCUGG
Molecule: messenger RNA, 3738 nt
Organism: Ochotona princeps (American pika)
Lineage: Eukaryota; Metazoa; Chordata; Mammalia; Lagomorpha; Ochotonidae
Gene: SH3RF3
Product: SH3 domain containing ring finger 3
Exons: 10
Coding region: 980-3592 (870 amino acids)
Molecular function (GO): metal ion binding; protein binding
Source: RefSeq, a predicted model, not a curated record